CAGACAGGUUUGAACUCACUGUGUCUGGCAGAAAGUGAGGGAGGAAAAGAGAGCUGAGGAGGGGAGUGGCAGAUCAGAGCAUCAAAAGCAAACCACAUGUAAGACUUUCUAUCAGACCUGUACCACUGAAUCGCCUGGAUACAGUACAAGAACAGAGUGACAGACCACUGGAUAAAGAAGAAAGAGACUUAAAGAGAUCAUUUGCUCAAGAGAUUUCAGAAAUAGAUUUGGAUUCCCAGAACCCUCCAGAGGACUAAGAUACUUGGCAAAUAAGGAACAUACCAAUGAAGCAGACCUGAAAUGUCACAAGCUCUUACACAACAUGUGCACACUUUAGCCAGUAGUGCCUCAUUCCAGUGUAAAACCGCUGAUUAGAGCCAUGCCAUUCUCACGCAGCUUCCUGUCUGAAGAGCAGCUGCUGUGUUCCAUCUGCUUAGAUGUGUUUGACAAUCCGGUGUCCGCUCCAUGCGGCCACAGCUUCUGCAUGGCCUGCAUCAGGCAUUACUGGGACACAGCGAAGCACUGCCAGUGCCCCCUCUGCAAGCAGACCUUCAAGAGAAGGCCCGAUCUCCACAUUAAUCGGACUCUACGUGAGAUCACCGAACAGUUUAAGCGUAUGGUGGCAAGCCCAGGAGACUCUGGGGGGGUCGGAGCAGGUGGAGAGGCUGAGGAAGGGGGAAUGACACAAGAAACAGUGGAUGGGGCACAAAAGCCAGGCCAUCUUCCAGGACUUCUUCUUAACGAAAUGAAGCAAAGAUUAUCACGGCACAAGGUACACAGCAAUUCUCAGGCAUGUCAUGAGGAAAGAGGGUCUGAACAAACACCAAACACAAAUACUAAUGGCACCCAGCCUCCUGUUAUUGACAGACAGUUGUCCCUGCGAAGGUAUACCCUAAGUGGGGCGGCAGACGCCAUGAAAGUGCCCCUUUGUCCAAAACAUCACUGUAACCUGGAACUGUUCUGCUUGUCUGAUCGUGAAUGUAUCUGUAUUGAGUGUGGACAAACGGAACACCAAUCACACAACAUCACAUGUGCCGAGAAAGAGUGGCGCAGUAAUAAGAUGAAGAUCUCUAUCACAGAGACAGAGAUACAGGAGAUGACCAGGGAGAGGAUGCAGAAAGUGGAGGAGAUCAAACAAUCACUAGUUGACAUUAGACUGGCCGAGAAUGAGGUGCAGCGCAGCAUGCAGCUGUUUGGGGUGUUGAUGAGCUCCCUUGAACGCAGCCAGGCCGGCCUGCUGGAAGUGACUGAGAUCAACCGUCGCUCAGCAGAGCACCAGGCUGAGGUCAUGAUCAGAGAGCUGGAGCAGGAGAUCACAGAGCUCAAGACGAGAAGCACAGCGCUGGCUAAACUGGCCAAAACUGAAAAUUUUGUCACUGGACUGAAGGGCUACUCUGAUCUCAGUACUCCCACGUCAAUGAAAGAUUGGACGGGUGUAUCACUGACCUGUGACCUUGGAACUAAAGCAAUUUACGCCUCUGUCUGUCUGUUACUGGAACAGUUUAAGGAGGAGCUUCGGAAACUGCCUACAGUCUGCCUCUCUGUAUCUGCUAACCAAUCACUGCUGACAUCACACCCAAAAGUGAAGAGAGUACAGGAAUAUGCAGUGGAUGUGACCCUGGACUCCAACACUGCUCAUCCACGUCUCAUCCUAUCAGAAGACAAGAAGAAGGUGUGGUGCGGUGAAAAACAGCAACAUGUCCCCGACAGCCGUGAGCGCUUUGACCGUGUAGUCUGUGUUCUGGGGCGUGAGGGCUUCAGCGGUGGCCGACACUACUGGGAGGUAGAGGUCGAUGGAAAGACCGACUGGGACCUGGGGGUGGCGAGUCAUUCCAGCAACAGGAAAGGAAAGAUCACAGUCAGCCCCAGCAACGGCUACUGGUUUCUUAGCUUGCGGGACAGGAACAACUAUGCCUUCAGGACUGAGCCUUCCACUGCCCUACCCCUCAGCCUGAAACCUCAGAAGAUAGGGCUGUUUGUGGACUACGAAAAAGGCCAAGUGUCAUUUUAUAAUGUGGACGCAAAGAUGCACAUCUACACAUUUAUGGACAACUUCUCUGAGACCAUUUAUCCGUUUUUCAGUCCCUGUACCAACAAAACAGGCAAUAAUGAUGCUCCGUUGGUGAUCACACCUGUCCUUCUUGACUGAACAGAGACUUGAGAAGGUUUUAUGACCAAGCAACUGGUCCAUAAUGUGUUUUUUUGCCAUGUAAUUUGUCUGCUAGCAUGUUGGCACUUCAAUGAUAACACAAAGUGCACCUUUACUGCUAAAAAUAGUGUUUUCACACCAACAAAUCUGCUAAUCUCGAUUAUUCUAUUGAAGUCAGCAUGAAACGGAAGAUGCGAUAGUCUUUUAUUCCCUAUUGUGAUAUACAUGUGAGUGACGUGGCUUCCUGAACAAGAAAAAAAGUAGGGCGGGACUUAAUUUUGUCCAUUGGGAAUCGGUUGGAUGGUUGUGGUUUGCUAUUGGUCGAUCUCAUAUGAGUGACAGUUUGUCCCGCCCUCAUGCCAGUAAACAUGUCAUCAGAGAAGAGAUGUCGCUGCAAGAGGGAGGAGGUUAUUUUGAUUAAAAAUUACAAGGGCACAUGAAUUUAAAAAAAAAAAAAAAAACUUAUGAUUUCAUGGUGACUUUAACAUAAAAUCAACAGGAAUUAAUCUUCAGGAUAAAAUAAGACUUUACAUUUCUUGUCAAUUAAACAAUACUGCACUGCAGUCUUCUAUGAAUAACAAUAUUGUGUACACUCUAUUGCUUGUCAGGCACUGAAGAUGAAAUUUAAUACUUUUAUAAAAGCUGGAUAUUAUGUUAGUUUGUAUCUUGGCUUUGUCCACCGUUGCAGGCCACACAGUUAAAUCUACUCAUGCAAUUCUCACACACUGCACUUUAUGUUUCUGUUAAGAAGAGUGUACUUCUGAUCAUGAUGAAAUAAACAUUUCAGUGUCAGAUGGCAAGUUACUUCAGGUAAUUUCUCUCUUUA
Molecule: messenger RNA, 2975 nt
Organism: Megalobrama amblycephala (Wuchang bream)
Lineage: Eukaryota; Metazoa; Chordata; Actinopteri; Cypriniformes; Xenocyprididae
Product: E3 ubiquitin-protein ligase TRIM39
Exons: 9
Coding region: 380-2149 (589 amino acids)
Molecular function (GO): zinc ion binding; protein binding
Source: RefSeq, a predicted model, not a curated record